CUCCGGAAGAUCAGGGUCCGGGCUCUCCCAGCAUCCUUUGCUUUCCGGCUAUGCUCAGUCCUGUCCGGCCAGUCCCGCCUUGCGCGCCCAUUUCGAGCCCGAGUUUCAAGCUCGGCUUUGCAGGCUCGAGAACCCGGAACAGAUUUUCCAGGACUGGGUUCUUGGGCAGUGGCUAUGGGGGCAGGAAUGGCGCAGCUCGAGGGUUACUACUUCUCGGCUGCCCUGAGCUGUACCUUUUUAGUGUCCUGUCUCCUCUUCUCCGCCUUCAGCCGGGCGCUGCGAGAGCCCUACAUGGACGAGAUCUUCCACCUGCCGCAGGCGCAGCGCUACUGUGAGGGCCAUUUCUCCCUCUCGCAGUGGGAUCCCAUGAUUACUACAUUACCUGGCUUAUACCUGCUGUCAGUUGGAGUGGUCAAACCUGCCAGUUGGAUCUUUGGAUGGUCUGAACAUGUUGUGUGCUCCAUUGGAAUGCUCAGAUUUGUUAAUCUUCUCUUCAGUGUAGGCAACUUCUAUUUACUAUAUUUGCUUUUCCGCAAGGUACAACCCAGACACAAGGCUGCCUCAAGUAUCCAGAGAAUCUUGUCAACAUUAACAUUAGCAGUAUUUCCCACACUCUAUUUUUUUAACUUCCUUUAUUAUACAGAAGCAGGAUCCAUGUUUUUUACUCUUUUUGCCUAUUUGAUGUGUCUUUAUGGAAAUCAUAAAACUUCAGCUUUGCUUGGAUUUUGUGGCUUCAUGUUUCGUCAAACUAAUAUCAUCUGGGCUGUCUUCUGCGCAGGAAAUGUCAUUGCACAAAAAUUAACAGAAGCUUGGAAAACUGAGCUACAAAAGAAGAAGGAAGAGAGGCUUCCCCCUAUUAAAGGACCAUUUUCAGAAUUCAGGAAAAUUCUUCAGUUUCUUUUGGCUUAUUCCAUGUCCUUUAAGAACUUGAGUGUGCUUUUCCUUUUGACUUGGCCGUACAUCCUUCUGGUGUUUCUGUUUUGUGUUUUUGUAGUUGUUAAUGGUGGAAUUGUUAUUGGCGAUCGAAGUAGUCAUGAAGCCUGUCUACAUUUUCCUCAACUCUUCUACUUUUUCUCUUUUACUCUGUUUUUUUCCUUUCCUCACCUAUUGUCUCCUGGCAAAAUUAGAGCUUUUCUUUCCUUAGUUUGGAAACGUAGAAUUCAGUUUUUUAUGAUCACCUUAGUCUCUCUGUUUUUAGUUUGGAAAUUCACUUAUGCUCAUAAAUACUUGCUAGCAGAUAAUAGACAUUAUACAUUCUAUGUAUGGAAAAGAGUUUUUCAAAGAUAUGAAAUUAUGAAAUACUUGUUAGUUCCAGUAUAUAUAUUUGCUGGUUGGAGUAUAGCUGACUCCUUGAAAUCUAAGUCAAUUUUCUGGAAUUUAAUGUUUUUCAUAUGCUUGUUUACUGUUACAGUACCUCAGAAACUGCUAGAAUUUCGUUAUUUCAUUUUACCUUAUGUUAUUUAUAGGCUUAACAUACCUCUACCACCUAUAUCUAGACUUGUUUGUGAACUGGGCUGCUAUGCAGUUGUUAAUUUCCUAACUUUUUAUGUCUUCCUGAACAAGACUUUUCAGUGGCCAGAUAGUCAGGACAUUCAGAGAUUUAUGUGGUAAUGUCAGAGAUAUCUUGAGUUCUAAAAAUAGACUUAUAUAGACUAUCUCCACAAUGAACAAUUGAAGAGGUAAAAAUUACGGACUUUGUUUCAGGCACAGUGGUGAUCCACAGAUCACAUCAGAUUUUUUGUGUUUUAAACAUACAUAAUAAAUCCAAGGAACUGAUAAAGAACUGAGAAAAGUUUAAGACUUGCUCCAUAAGCCUGAAUAGUGGAAAAUGAAAUUGUUUACAGUUAUUUCAUGAUAUCUUUUUGAUACUGCUGACCACUCAAAAAGCUUGAAAACAUUUUACAGGUACAAGUUUAAGAAAACUGAGCUUUGUAGUACUGAAACUUAUUUAUGAAUUCUCUUCAGAAAGCAAUAGCAGACAAGUAUUUGAAACAUAUUGACAAAUGAUCAGGUAAUGUUCUUGAUUAAAAUAUUUCAGUGAUUAUAAUUUGAAUCAUAAGGCAAAAUAGACUCAGUAAAUGUUAUAAAUUAGAGGCUCAUCUAUGUUUAUCUUGGAAUUAAGUUGUUAAUUUUUGUUAAAAAUCUAGAAAUGAUCAAGCCCUUUCACUAAUUCUUUUUUUAAAAAAAUAUAUUUAUUUAUUUAAGUAAUCUUCAUACCUGAUGUGGGGCUCAAACUCACGACCCCAAGAUCAAGUCACAUGCUCUACUGACUAUGCCAGCCAGGUGUCCCCCUUUCACUGAUUAUUAAUAUGAAAUAUAUGAUGGCCAAAGAUAAAUUGUGUUGAUGAUAAUACCUUUUAAAAGGGAUUUUCGUUCAGAGAUACAUUAGUGUAUUCAUUUCUUCUGGUUGCUGUAACAGAUAACCACAAACUUGGUAGCUAUAAAAAUAUCUAAUUUCUAAAAUUAAGGUGUGGCCAGGUUGAUUUUUUCUAGAGGCUCUGGGAGAGAAUCUGUUCCAUGCUUCUAGCUUUUGGUGACUGUCUGCAGUCUUUGAUUUACAGCUGUGUCACUCCAAUCUCUGCCUCUGUCUUCACAUGGUCCUCUCUCUCUUAUAAGGACAAUGUCAUUGGGUUAGGGUUUACCUUAAUCCAGGAUGGUCUUAUGCCAAGACCUUUAAUUAAAUCUACAAUGACCCUUUUUCAAAAGUAAGGGCACAUUUAUAGGUUCCGUGUAGACAUCUUUUUGUGGGAUACUUUUCACCCACUGAAGUUACCAAAGGAUAUUUUAGGAUAAACCUCAUAAAAUUUGUAGGAAAUAAUUUCUUUCUUUGCUGAGAUAUUUUAAAUAAAAUUACAUCCUCACUAAGAGCUGAUUCCAAGGUUACAGAAUUACAAAAGUAAGGGUAAUUUGGUAUUUGAUUCCAUUAUCCAAAAUAGAAGUGAAAGGAAGUUUAGAGAUCUAUUGAGCUAGUCUUAUUUUGUAGAUUAGGAAGCAACUGUUCAGAUAUGAAUUUUAUAUGAGUCUUUAAAUUCUGUGUUUACUGUUUCAUGUGAAUUCACUUGGUUGUCAUUCCUUUACAGAAAAGUAGUACUUGGACAUGUUUACUUUGACAUGCAAACUUAGAACUGUGAACAGAAUUUAUCUUUUAAUAUCAUUUUACAUUUGUAAACUUUUAAAUAACUGUGAACAAAUUACUUUAUCUUCAAUGUUAGAUUAUGGUUUCUCUGGGUUUUAAACAAUGGGUGGAAUUGGAAAAUAUUCUGCAUUUGCAAAUAUAAAAUUGUGUAGGUGAAAAUUACAGGUAUAGUCUUUAGUAAUAAGUAUAGGUCAGUCUUGUAUUCUGUUCAGUACUUAGAAAGUAUAUUGAUUCUCUAGUUGUAACAGUGAUUGUUGAGAGAUGUUUUUAACAACUCAUUUUUUUUUGAUAAUUAGAUAAGAAAACACGAAUUAUUAUCUUAUAAUGGAGAUCUGAGUUCCAGGAAGUCAAAAUAAACAACUUUCUUAUCUGAUACUAUUAAUGCAAGGCUUUUGUGACUCGGAAUAUUGUUGAGAUGAAAAAACUUCCCCUCUAACCCAGUCUGGCAACAUGAGGAAACCAUUCUACUCCAUAUUGGGGGAAUCACUGUUCCAGUUUAUUUAUACUGAUUUCUCUUUAACCGCUGGAGAAGCUAAAAUCAUGCAGACCAGGCAAGUCGCCCAAAGUCCACAUCGUCACUGAAGAACAUUGAUUGGCCUUACUCCCAAACCUGUGAGUUUUUAAUUGAUACUCUGCCUCACUGUGAAAGUUUUUCAUUAAGAGAAGUAAAAUAUGGAGAGCUGGUCAUCUGUCUUUACUGUGCAUUAACCAGAACAUUCAUGGCAUAUUAUUGUUUGUAUUGGAUUUUGUAUUGUAAUAGUCAUUUUUUAAAAUGCUAGCAGCUGUUUAAAAGAGCAUGAACAGAUAGUUAUGUUGUAAGAGAAAUGGCUAAAAGAUUAGAGACAAUGUUUAACUUGGAGAAUUAGAGAUUCUACAACUUGAUAGGCUUUCAUAAUUGAAGAAUAAUUAUUUGGAAGAAGGAUUGGACUAGUCUUCAUUCCCUGAAGUGUAUAUCAAGGGCCAACAGAUUUCAACUGAUAAAAAAAUGUACAUUUUCUGUUUAGUCUCCGUGGGGAAUGGAUCCAGAAAAAAGUAAGUUUCCCCUCUCGUUGGAGGCAAGAUUUCUAUUUAUCAGGAAUGCUUCAGAAGUGAUUGAGAUAGUAAGUAGAGUAAAAUGUUUUUAAGAUGCUUCAUAACCCGGUGAUUUGAAAUUCAUGUUUGUUACAACUGACCUUUUUUUCAUGAACUGAUAAGUCGUGGUGAAGUAUUUCUGGUGACUUGCAUGCUGUCUCUAAUAUAUUUUAAAUUUCUGAACAAAAAUUGUACUUCUAAUUCUGUUACCUUGUCUUAGAAAUAAAUUUGAGAUACACAAUUUAGUAGAGGUAUUUUUAUCUGUAAUGUUUAAGAGUACUGCUAAUAUAGUAUUAAAUUUGUUUUCUAUUUUUUUAAAUCCCCUUUACAUUCGUGAAGAGAAUGUGCUUCUAUUUGAAAAGGAUGUUCCUCUUAAUGAUAAAUAGGGCAAGCACUAUCUAUAAAAUGUUUUUAAAUGCAGUAUCCACUAGGUGGUGAUAUUGUACUACAUUUCUGAGUGUUCUAGUAAUUAAACUUUCUUAAUAGGCUGAAUUUACUUUUCUUAUAGUUUUAAGUUUUGAACUGCAAAGUAAUUUAUAGUUAUCCAUGUUUAUUUAUUAUGUUGUUCAGGAUAUUUUCUAAAUUCUGUGAAGAUAAAGUAAAUGUAAAAAACAAUCAUUUUUGUGUUUUGUAAUCCUGUAUUAAGUGAUUUAGUCUAACAUAUCUUCCUGUAUGACAUUUUUUACUUCAUAUGGCAUAGACAAGAUCUUUUCCCAUAUCAGUGAAGGAUGAUGGUGAAAAAUUUGGAAACUCCUCUAUUUCAUUGUAUUGGCCAGCGUUAUAAGUGCUUUACCCGCAUUAUUUAUGCCUCAUAACAACCCUGUGAGAUCAGUACUGUUUUUAAUAUCUCCAAUCUAUACAUGAAGAAACUGAGUGUAGGGAGAUUAAAUAUUUUUCCCAAGAUUGCAAAAUAACUGGCUGAGCAGGGAUUCACAUCUAGGCAGGGUGACUCCAGAAUCCACAUUAACUGCUAUCAACUGAUUGGGGGAAGGGAGAAGACAUGGAUUCUACCCUCAAAUUCAUAGCAUUUCAGAAAGAAAAAUAAACCUGAGGAGUGUAGUUAUACUCCCUGAUUUUAUAAGUCAGGAUUGUGAGGCCCCCACUAAUUUGGCUAUCCCAGAGGCACAUAAUCUUCCAUCUGCCAUAUUACCUUCCAUUUUCUGGAGGGAAAAAACAAACCAAAAAACCCUCAGGAUUGGAGUCUUAGCCAUAGUUACACUGAAAUAAAGACCUUUGUUUCAAUUAGAUAAUUCCAGCUACCAAAGGCAGGAGCAUAGUUGUUUGAAAAUUAUUACUUAGUUUCUCUGAAGAGACUUUUAUUUGGAAGCAAAUUGUUAGUCAAACAUGAUAUACUUUGGGAAUUUUAAAAAAAUUUUGACUGGAAAACUUAAUCUUUAAAAAAAUUUAUAAAUAUAUGUUGUAUAUAGAUGCUUUUAAGUUUUAUAUUUUGUUAGAUAACUGUUCUGUAAAAUUAUAUUGUGGUUUAUGUCAUUUAAAACUGAUUUUUAAGUAAAUCUAUUUCUAAGAAUAAAAUACUUCUGUUUUCCGUUUUAAAAAGUUUGUUCAGAUAUCAUGGUUUCACAUUGCUUGUAAAUAAAUUCAGUUUUAUAA
This is a messenger RNA of Lynx canadensis (Canada lynx), 5818 nucleotides long. Its product is annotated as dol-P-Glc:Glc(2)Man(9)GlcNAc(2)-PP-Dol alpha-1,2-glucosyltransferase. Gene Ontology annotation, molecular function: dolichyl pyrophosphate Glc2Man9GlcNAc2 alpha-1,2-glucosyltransferase activity. The record is from RefSeq and is a predicted model, not a curated record. Gene Ontology annotation, biological process: dolichol-linked oligosaccharide biosynthetic process; protein N-linked glycosylation. Bases 175 to 1611 code for a protein of 478 amino acids. The transcript is spliced from 4 exons. Lineage: Eukaryota; Metazoa; Chordata; Mammalia; Carnivora; Felidae. Gene Ontology annotation, cellular component: endoplasmic reticulum.